AUGCCAUAAAACCAGGUAAUUUCAUGGAAGUAAUUGAAGCAGUAAAAGAAACAGCAGGAUUUGAUAAAGAAAAGAACUGUUACAAAACUCCAAGCCUUGCACUUAAAAUUGGACACUCACUGUUGAAAGUGAGUGACAUCAUUCAUUGUCAUGCUCUUAUGGCUGGAGAUGACAACUUGAUUAAAUCCUCAAAGGCGUUUCAGAAGCUUUAUACUGCAAAGUGGUCGGAGUACAUAUCCCACUGUGCCUUAAGCACCAUUAGUGACCUGAAAUAUAACAAAACAGCCAAAUUACCGCUCACUGAUGAUGUAACGAAAUUUAACAAGCAUCUUGACAAAACUGUUGAAUCAGCAACUGCUGCAUUAAAGAAGGAGACAACAGUGCAGAACUACUCCAGCCUUGCAAAAGCCGCAUUGACCAAGAUUGUCCUUUUCAAUAGAAGACGUGUUGGGGAGGUCUCAAAGAUGAAACUGAGACACUUUCUGGAAAGAAACAAAGAAACAAACACCCUUGAUGAAUUGGGGCUGUCAGAGUGUGAAAAGAAACUCUGCAACUAUUUUGAGCGUGUUGAACUAAAAGGAAAAAGGGAUAGAAAGGUAGCAGUGCUGCUGACACCUAAGAUGGUAAAUGGACUCAACAUUAUGAUUGAGAAGAGGAAAGAAUGUGGUGUCCCAGACCAAAAUGAAUACUUGUUUGCUGUACCAAAUUGUCUGACUUACUACAGAGGACAUCAGUGUCUCAGACAGCUCGCAGAUGAGUGUGGUGCCAAGAGGCCAGAGUAUCUACGAUCAACUCAACUGCGCAAAGACAUAGCGACCACAUCACAAAUCCUGAACUUGAAGAGCAAUGAACUAGAUCAGCUUGCUGAUUUUAUGGGGCACGAUAUAUCAGUACAUAGACAGUUCUACCGUCUGUCAGAGCCUACCAUACAGAGUGCCAAAAUUUCCAAGUUGCUCCUUGCACUGGAAAAGGGAAAGAUGCAUGAGCUUAAAGGAAAAUCUCUUGACGAAAUUGAAGAUGUCACAGAUGAUGAUGAUGAGAGUGAGGAGGAACAAACAUUCACAACAAACAUUCACAACAAAGCAGAGGUAGAUUGUCCUCGUGAACUGAACGACAUGGACACUCCUGAUGCAGAUGGACUCCCUCCUGUACAUAAUGUACGCAAAGACAAGACACGAAGACCAUGGACCAAAGCAGAAGAAAAAGCUGUGCUGAGACAUUUCAAGUCUCACAUAAUUAAAGGUCAUUUAGCAUCAAAGAAGGAGUGUGUGGUUUGCAAAGAAUGUGAACAGCCAGCACUGAAAAAUAGAACAUGCCAAAACAUUAGAGACUUUGUGAGAAACAAGGGGCUGACUUUUAAGCGCCAAAACCGCCACCCACACUAAAAAACAAUAUGUGUGCAGCCAGCGUUGUGACGAUAAACAAAAAAUAAUUUUCAAAUAAUAAUCGUUAUAUUAUACAUUAUAUAUUAUUAAGUGUAAUUUUUUAAAAUGUUUUUCUGGGAAGUUGCCGGUAACAUCUGGCGGGGGGACAGCCAAUGUAAAUCAGCCUCUGGCUGCAAUUGGGGUGCAAUAAUGUUGUUUUUUUUCCAAUAUGUUCAAUGUUGCACAUUGUCCCUUUGAAAUAAAUGAAUUGAAAUUGAAA
Molecule: messenger RNA, 1644 nt
Organism: Etheostoma spectabile (orangethroat darter)
Lineage: Eukaryota; Metazoa; Chordata; Actinopteri; Perciformes; Percidae
Exons: 4
Coding region: 24-1385 (453 amino acids)
Biological process (GO): DNA integration; DNA recombination
Molecular function (GO): DNA binding
Source: RefSeq, a predicted model, not a curated record